Papaver somniferum (opium poppy) is the source of this 972-nucleotide messenger RNA. RefSeq lists its product as uncharacterized. Bases 1 to 972 code for a protein of 323 amino acids. Lineage: Eukaryota; Viridiplantae; Streptophyta; Magnoliopsida; Ranunculales; Papaveraceae. Gene Ontology annotation, molecular function: zinc ion binding. The record is from RefSeq and is a predicted model, not a curated record. The transcript has 4 exons.
AUGAAGUGUAGCAAGGUUGGUUGUUCAUGGAUGAUCCAUGCAGUUGCUAUAGAUUCUUCACUUUAUGUUUUUAAGAUCAAAAAGUAUGUUGGAAGGCAUACAUGUGGUGUUGGGUUAAAGUUGAGGAGCCCUCCUUUAACAAAGAAACUUAUUAACCACCUUAUUCAUAAUAAGCUUAUGUAUAUUGUUUGCUCUUUAGUAGGUUGUUAUCCUUUGACAUAUGCUUUGGUUUCGGGAGAGACUAUUGAAUGUCGGCACUGGUUUAUGAAGAAUCUUGAGAAAUUUGUUGAUAGUCGUGCAAUCACCUUUUUUUCUGAUCGCUACGAAGGUCUAUUACGAGCUAUUCCUGCGGUUUUUCCUAAUUCUCAUCACAACUACUGUUACUACCACCUCAAGAAAAACAUGUCCAUCAAAAAAUUUGAUGAGAAGUAUAAUGAGGUUGUGGCCAGUUAUAAGAAGGCUAUGUAUGCCCUUGCUCCAGCAAGGUACGAAGAAGCACUCGGGGAAAUGAAAAUCAUGGGAAGGGCUUGGGUUGCAACCUAUUUACGUAAUAUUCCCCCGAAACACUGGAGUAGUGCAUUUUUACCUGGUUGUAGGUUUGUCCAGACAUCUUCAAGUGUAGCCGAGUCAUUUAAUAAUUGGGUUCGAGAUGAAAGGAAGUUUCCUGCCUGUCCCCUUGUUGACACAAUCAGGCGACACAUUAUGGAUCUAAUGUCAAAGAGGCGCGAAGAAAGCUUUUUGAUGGACCCUGAAAAACUCACUCCUACUUAUGAAGCUUUGCUCGAAGAACAUAUCCAAAUGGGUCGAGUCUGUAAUGUUAGUCAGUCUGAUCACAACAUAUACGAAGUGCAUUCUCCGAGGUCUCACUGUGUUGAUCUGAAGAGGAUGACUUUCACCUGUCAAAGAUGGAGUGUGUAUGGUUUUCCAUGUUCACAUGCCACAGAUGCGAUAUCUGCAAAAGGCGACAAUUAA